CUCGACCCGAUUGGUCGGUCUUCUACCUACCUAUUCGUACUACCUACUGUAGCUGAUUAUUGUGAUUAUAGUUCAGUCAGUCAGUGCAUGUUUAAAUAAGAUUUGAUGAACUCGCAUGGUGUGCAAAUUGUUAUGUAUGAUAUUUAGAUAAUAACCUAAUAGCAACAUUGUAAUAUAAAACCAUAUGCUUGAAUCAAAUGAUCUCAUACGAGGCCGGAGCGUCGUGAGCUCGGGACGGUCGGUGUAGUGCAAGUUAUCUCAGUUUCAAUAAAUAGUACCUACUAAAGCUUAUCGCUUCGGAAGCGGGAACUCGUAUCUGGAACAAGAGGAACGUUAAACGAGUGUUUAUUUAGCCGCAUUUUGUUUAACGACCAGUAUUUUAGGCGCAUGUCGACGGAAGCACAGUGAACUCUGACUAGUCGUCAUGCACCGAACUGAGAGAAUAGUAAUGUUCUUGCAAGCUUUAAGUUUUCUACUACUGCUUAGUGGUCUGGUUGAAGGACGAGAUGAUGUAAAAGUUUUAACCGUUGCCACUGAUGAGAAUCAUGGUUUGGAGAGGUUCCUCAGGUCAGCUAAAGUGUAUGGAAUUGAUGUUGAGGUUCUUGGCAGAGGUACAAAAUGGACGGGAGGUGACAUGAAUUUACCUGGAGGAGGGCAAAAGAUUAAUUUGCUCAAAGAAAAGUUGGAAGAGAUGUCAAAGUCUGGAACAAAGGAAAAAAUUAUUCUAUUUACUGACAGCUAUGAUGUGUUAUUCCUCGCAAGUAUUGAUGAUAUUUUGAAAAAGUUCCAAUCAUUCCCUGAAACUCGGGUGUUAUUUGCUGCAGAACAAUUUUGCUGGCCAGAUACUAAACUGGCAUCACAAUAUCCAAACAUAGAAGUAGCCAAUCCAUAUUUAAACUCCGGUGGAUUCAUAGGUUACUUGCCUGAGAUACAUGAAAUAGUCAAUCAUAAACCAGUCAGUGAUAAAGAUGAUGACCAGUUGUAUUACACAAAGAUUUAUUUAGACAAGAAUUUAAGGGAAACACUCAAGAUUAAGCUGGAUCACAACUCAGCUAUAUUCCAAAAUUUGAAUGGAGCUUUAUCUGAUGUUCAAUUAAAAUCGAAUACAAGUACAGAAACUUGGCCCUACAUAGAGAAUGUUGUUACCAAACAGCGACCACUUAUAGUUCAUGGAAACGGUCCAUCCAAGCUGAUGUUAAAUCAUUUUGGUAACUAUUUAGCCAAAGCAUGGUCCGCUUCAGAGGGCUGUGCUCUAUGUGAUGAAAAAAGAAUUAAACUUGAGGAGGAUAACCUACCAACAGUGAUGAUGGCAGUAUUUAUAGAACAACCAACACCAUUUUUGGAAGAAUUUUUAGAUCAAGUACUCACAACUGAUUAUCCAAAGGAGAAGAUUCAUUUACUGCUGAGAAAUAAUGUGGAGUAUCAUGAGACUGAAGUUGAUGAUUUCUUCCAAGCUCAUUCCAAGCAGUAUGCUACUGCUAAACGUAUCAAACCCAGUGAUUUCAUCUCUGAGUCAGAAGCUAGGAAUAUUGCCAAGGAUCGUUGCAUAAACAGUGCAUGCGACUAUUUGUUCUCAAUAGACAGUGUGGCCCGUUUGGAAGCAAACACGUUGCGUCAUCUUUUAUCUUCGGGUUAUGACGUAAUCGCUCCGUUGCUAGUUCGGCCUGGGCUUGCAUGGUCCAACUUCUGGGGUGCUGUAAACAAUGCCGGCUUUUAUGCUAGAUCUUCUGACUACAUGGACAUCGUCUAUCAAAACAUCAAAGGCGUGUGGAACGUGCCUUUCAUCACGAACUGCUACCUGGCCAAGAUGUCUCUGUUCAGGCUGCCAGCUACCAAGUCGGUUACUUACACUAGAGACGGAAUCGAUCCCGAUAUGGCAUUUUGCGCUAGUCUAAGAGAAGCUGGUGUAUAUAUGCACGUUAGCAAUGAAUUAGAUUUUGGACAUUUGGUCAAUCCAGAGACGUAUGAUAUUAGCCGCACGAACCCAGACAUGUAUCAGCUUUUUGAAAAUAAAAUGGAAUGGACUACGCGCUAUUUACACGAAGAUUAUCAUCUAAACUUCGAUGAAGAUAGGAAACAUUUGAUGCCGUGUCCUGACGUAUACUGGUUCCCAUUAAUGUCCAAAAGGUUCUGUUCAGAAUGGAUUGAAAUUAUGGAGGCGUUUGGCCAAUGGAGUGACGGAUCCAACAAUGAUAAACGUCUCGAGAGCGGAUACGAAGCAGUACCUACUCGCGACAUCCACAUGAAUCAAGUUGGCUUGGAGAAACAUUGGCUUCACAUUUUGAAGGAAUUUGUGCGGCCACUUCAAGAGAUGGUAUUUACCGGAUAUUAUCACAAUCCCCCGGUAUCCAUAAUGAACUUCGUCGUGCGCUACAGACCAGAUGAACAGCCGUCACUUCGUCCACACCACGAUUCCUCCACGUACACCAUUAACUUAGCGCUCAACACUCCCAAUGUUGACUUCGAAGGAGGCGGCUGUCGUUUCAUUCGGUACAAUUGUUCAGUUCGCGACACCAAGCUUGGAUGGCUAUUGAUGCACCCUGGCCGUCUGACGCAUUACCACGAAGGCUUACUUGUCACCAAGGGCACAAGAUACAUUAUGAUCUCUUUCGUAGAUCCGUGAACUACACAUAAGAAAACAUUGAAUUCAAAUAAUUAAUUGUCAACGAUCAAUUCGAGUUAAUAGUACCUAAGUUAAAAGUAGUUUGUUACUUCGGAAGGUGUAUUCAUAUAAUAUUUACUUUUAUAUUUUUGCGAGACAUUUUCGUACAAAUACAUUGCAGUAAUGAUGCAUUGCUUAAAUCUAGCACAGAAUCUCAUGUCGAUUUAGAAAUGUUUUUCUUGUAAAUACGAUUUAAUUUUGUACUGGUUGUCUUUUUUUAUGAAUUUAUAUACUAAUGUUUAUUUUUUAUAUUGUAUUGUUAUUCAUUAUGCUAAUAUAAUUUUGCCGAUAGUAUUAAUGCAACAACAAACAAUACAUUAACCAAAGAUUCAUAGUGUAAGUGCAAAUGUUAACGUCAAACUAUGAAUGAUACAAAAUGCAAGUAAAUUUAUAUACUUACUUAUAAUUUGG
Molecule: messenger RNA, 3073 nt
Organism: Spodoptera exigua (beet armyworm)
Lineage: Eukaryota; Metazoa; Arthropoda; Insecta; Lepidoptera; Noctuidae
Source: the annotation of a GenBank genome assembly